AUGGCCAAGUUCCUUGCCCUCGCUGCCGUCGCUGCGUCAGCCGCCGCCCAAGUCGAAGUCGUCAACGUGAUCGAUACGGCCCGUGUCGUCCACAAGUUCAUUUGCCACUUGCUAUUGCCAAGGUCCUCGCUGCUGUCGCCGCCACCGCCGAGCCGAAAUCGUCAACGGGACCAACGUGGCACGUAUGUGACUGGCAUCCGCUACACGUCGUCUGGCUGCGGUGCGUCCUGGAUCGCCCCCAAGGUGCUCCACGCCGCCGCCGGUGGACGGGCCAGCUUCGGUUGGGUCGCGCUACUCGAUGGCACCAAGGACGGCGAGCGCAUCAAGAUUGUCCAGCAAACCAUGCAUCACAAGUUCAACGAAGACGACACGAUGGACGACGCCUUUUCCACCUUUGACACUGAAUCCAAGGUCGCCCCCGUCAAAGUCAAGUCUGGCCCCAGGUAUCGUGUCGACCAAGCGCAGAACGAGCAAGGGCACCUCGUGCACACCCGCCGGACGGCAAACGUCGGGCUGCCACUCCGGCAGUGA
Molecule: messenger RNA, 531 nt
Organism: Aphanomyces invadans
Lineage: Eukaryota; Oomycota; Saprolegniomycetes; Saprolegniales; Verrucalvaceae
Exons: 3
Coding region: 1-531 (176 amino acids)
Source: RefSeq, a predicted model, not a curated record